AUGGACAGCAACCACCACAACAGCCUUACCAGCAGCAAAGCCAAUGGGGCCAACCACAGCAACCCGCUUAUGGACAGGCGCCGCAGCAAUAUGGCCAACCUUACGGCCAGCAGCCCGCUUUCCAACCGAAUGUUCGGUGGACCACCAGGACAGCCUCCGCAGGGCCAGUAUGGCGCACCUCCACCACAAGGAGGAUAUGGCGGCGGCCCGCCCCCUCCCCAACAGGUUCAGGCCGGACCAGCUGAGAUCGCGGGCUACAAGCAGCUUCUGCAAGCCUGCAUCCAAGAGAAGGGCCUCCAGAACUUCCCGAUCUGCCAACAUAUUGACCAGAUUGCUCAACAAGCGCCCGCGAAGAUCAAUCAAGUCAUCUCGCGCUGGAAGAUCCAGAAGGAGAUUGCCAAUGACAUUGUUAAACUAGCGCUUUACGACAUCGUGCUAUACAUCGAUGACAGUGGAUCCAUGCAGUUCGAAGAGGAAGGCAGCCGUAUCACAGAUUUGCGCCUUAUUUUGGACCGAGUCUCGUUCGCUGCAACUCUCUUUGACAACGAUGGCAUCUCUGUCCGCUGCAUGAACACCGAUCUCUCGGGAGCUCGCGACCAACAGGGUCGGCCUCUCCAAGAUGGCGUCGCGACUGAGGCUCAGGUCGCAGAGAUCAUGCGUGGCGUCAACUUCAAGGGCCUCACACCCAUGGGUACCUCCAUGGAGAAGAAGGUCAUCAAUGAGAUAGUACUCCCAAAGGCACGCUCAGGACAGAUGCAGAAGCCAGUAUUGGUCAUUGCCAUCACCGACGGGCAGCCUGCAGGUGAGAAGUCAACCUUGAUUUUUGAUAUCAUCAGGGACACCUACAGACAUCUUCAGUCGACGCCCUACGGCCGUGGUGCAGUCGCUUUUGAGUUUGCUCAGGUAGGAAACGAUGUGACUGCUAGGAAAUUCCUCAGUCAACUCGAUGAGGAACCCGACGUUGGCCCCAUGGUUGACUGCACGUCCAACUUCGAGAACGAACAGGAAGAGAUGAUGCGCGCAAACCCUCCUGUCGAUCUUACACCCGAUCUUUGGAUCAUCAAGCUUCUUCUCGGUGCCAUUGAUCGAAGCUACGACUCGAAGGACGAGAAGAGCAACCCAGCACCUGGCGGGUACGGCGCACCACCCGGCCAGUAUGGCGCACCUCCUCCAGGUUACGGCCAACAGCCACCCCAGGGCUAUGGCCAACAGCCGCCGCAAGGCUAUGGACAGCAGCCACCCCAGGGUUACGGUGCUCCACCUGGUCAGCAUCCGCCCCAAGGAUACGGUGCUCCACCCGGCGCACCUCCACAAGGCUACGGUCAACAAGCACCUCCACCAGGUCAGUAUGGCCAGCAGCGACCGCCCCAAGGAGGCCCCGGUGGAUACCCAGGUCAGCAGCAGUAUGGCCAACCGCCACCAGGCGGCAGGUACUAG
Alternaria arbusti is the source of this 1437-nucleotide messenger RNA. RefSeq lists its product as uncharacterized. NCBI's taxonomy places the organism in Eukaryota, Fungi, Ascomycota, Dothideomycetes, Pleosporales, Pleosporaceae. The record is from RefSeq and is a predicted model, not a curated record. The transcript is spliced from 4 exons. Bases 1 to 1437 code for a protein of 478 amino acids.